AUGGCCACUGUGAACGAGAAGGGCGGUGACGGGGGCAUCGUUGAGCAACCGCAGCUGCAGGUGCAGCACCAAGAUGGACAUGGCGGGGUCCCGUUCUCGCAGACCAACUCUAUCGCGUCUUCGUUGACGCAUGUGCCGGAGAACGGCUCGUCACAUAAGAAGACACCCUCUGGCGAGCACCACGAACACAACAAACCCGGCCACGGCGAGAGCGCGUUCCCGGAAGAUAAAGAGGCUGAGGCCGUCGAGAAUUUGGAGGAGGAUUGGGAGUGUGAUCCUGAAAAUGCCAGGAACUGGCCCAGCAAACAGAAAUGGCUCGCUGUGUCCGUGGUCUCGUUCUAUACCUUUGUUUCGCCUUUGGCGUCGUCAAUGAUGGCACCCGGUAUGCCCGAGCUCGCCAUGAAAUAUGGGAUCACCAACAGCACAGUUGCUGCCCUCACUCUCAGUAUCUUCUUGCUCUCCUUCGCCAUCGCUCCUCUAAUCCUCGCCCCUCUAUCCGAGAUCUACGGUCGAACAUGGAUUCUCCACAUCGGCAACCUCUUCACCAUCGCGUUCAGCUUGGGCUGCGCGUUCGCACCCAACACCGGUGCCUUCGUCGCCUUCCGUUUCCUUUCCGGUAUCUCCGGAAGCGCGCCAAUCGCUUGUGGUGGUGGUUCAGUCGGAGACUUGUUCUCGGAGAAGGAUCGUGCUUCCGCUAUGGCUAUGUUUAGCUUGGGACCUCUGAUUGGCCCUGUCAUCGGACCUGUAGCUGGUGGCUUCAUCGCUCAAGGUGCCGGUAUCAAGUGGGUCUUCAUCGUCAUUGCAAUCGUCUGCGGUGUUGCAUCGGUAUAUGGCAUUCCCUUGCUUAAGGAGACCUACGCCCCCGUCAUUCGUUUCCGUCGUGCAAAGCGACGCGGACAACUUGACAAGGCCGCCGAGUUCUUCCCCCAUCUGCAAGCCUCCCAUGGAAACAAGAUGAAGCUUUUGUGGGAGAACUUGGCUCGACCCGUCCAGAUGCUUUACAAGAGCUUCAUCUGCUUCAUUCUGUCUGCUUACAUGGCUGUCAUGUACGGUAUCUUCUACCUUAUGUUCGCUACUUUUGCCGAAUUCUUCGCCACGACGUAUGGAUUCAAGGCCGGUGUCGGUGGUCUCGCGUACCUAGGUCUCGGUGUUGGCUUCAUGUCGGCUACUAUCUUUGGCGCCAAGUUCGCGGACACCAUUUACCACAAGCUCGCUGCUCGCAACGGUGGUGUUGGAACCCCUGAGAUGCGUAUUCCCGCCCUCUUCUUCGGCUCGUGGUUCGUCCCUGUGGGCAUCUUCUGGUAUGGCUGGUCUGCACAUGCAAAACUCCACUGGAUUAUGCCUAUUAUCGGCUCUGGAAUCUUUGCUUUCGGCAUGAUGACUACUUUCCUUCCUGCCCAACUAUAUCUUGUCGACUCCUUCCAGUUCGCCGCUAGCGCAGUCGCAGCAGCCUCGCUAUUCCGUUCUCUCUUCGGCUUUGCUUUCCCUCUGUUCGGAAAGCAGAUGUUCGAUGCUAUGGGCAUUGGCCCAGGAAACUCUCUCCUCGCUGGCCUUUCCAUCGUCCUCGGUAUCCCCUUCCCAGUAUUCCUCUACUUUAAGGGCGCCGAGCUGCGUGCAGCAAACCCCCUCACGAGAAAACCCAACGCAUGA
Coprinopsis cinerea okayama7#130 is the source of this 1650-nucleotide messenger RNA. Its product is annotated as multidrug resistance protein 4. Gene Ontology annotation, molecular function: transmembrane transporter activity. Gene Ontology annotation, biological process: transmembrane transport. Bases 1 to 1650 code for a protein of 549 amino acids. The record is from RefSeq and is a predicted model, not a curated record. The transcript has 13 exons. NCBI's taxonomy places the organism in Eukaryota, Fungi, Basidiomycota, Agaricomycetes, Agaricales, Psathyrellaceae.